CGCAUCUCACCCGGCAUGAUGUCGCCUGCCGUACUCGAUCCAGAGCUCGGGGCCAUGGGCUACAUGAAUGCCAAGCCCCUGAACAACCAAAGUCCUGGGCCUCAGCAUAUCAUGCCGCCCUACACGCGUACAGUGUCCGACACUCCACUUCAUAAUACCCUCCACACACCUGCCGACAGUGCGCCGCCAUCACGUCACAACAGCUUGCCGGGCGUCCAAGGUAUCUUCAUAUGCGACUGUUGCCCCAAAAAGCCCAAGAAGUUUACCAGCGAAGAUGACCUAAGAGCCCAUCACAUGGAAAAGCAAUACUCCUGCCUUUAUUGUCCAAAUCGGUUCAAGAACAAGAACGAAGCGGAGCGGCACCAGAAUUCUCUACAUCUACGGCGUCACUCUUGGUCUUGUGCAGCUCUUCACACAAUCGAGACAGCUUUCCACACGUCACCUAGCACGAACGGGGCGACGGACAUCUGCGGCUACUGUGGCGACGAGUUUCCCAAUCCAGCGGACUGGAACCACAGACGUGAUCAUGUCUUGCAAACACACAAGUUCGGAGAGUGCAAUCAAGCGAAGAAAUUCUUCCGUGCCGAUCACUUCCGCCAACAUCUGAAGCACAGCCACGCAGGGACAAGCGGCAAGUGGACCAACAUGCUUGAGACAACAUGUAUGCGAGACGAGCCACUACCACAACCAAUG
This is a messenger RNA of Aureobasidium namibiae CBS 147.97, 693 nucleotides long. RefSeq lists its product as uncharacterized. The record is from RefSeq and is a predicted model, not a curated record. The transcript is spliced from 2 exons. The annotation marks the transcript as partial. Lineage: Eukaryota; Fungi; Ascomycota; Dothideomycetes; Dothideales; Saccotheciaceae.